Molecule: messenger RNA, 2267 nt
Organism: Pseudovirgaria hyperparasitica
Lineage: Eukaryota; Fungi; Ascomycota; Dothideomycetes; Acrospermales; Acrospermaceae
Exons: 2
Coding region: 140-1921 (593 amino acids)
Biological process (GO): glutamyl-tRNA aminoacylation
Molecular function (GO): ATP binding; tRNA binding; glutamate-tRNA ligase activity
Source: RefSeq, a predicted model, not a curated record
CAAGCCAAGGCGGAACCCACCUAUUAGUAUUUGCGGACUAACUACCUAGGUAGCUAAUAGCUAGCUAAUCAUCAUUGAUAAGUUGUCGUCGAGACUAUUCAAGACAGGACACUGCAUUUUGCUAUGCGCAUCAACAUUCAUGGAGCUCCUUGGAGCUUCUCCUCCCGCCCGAUAUGUCUGCCAUGCCAAAUUCGAUCAAAUCACUCGACCUUUACCACCUAUCAAACGCAAACGACCUACAAGGACCACGAGAGCGACACUUCCAUCAGAGGGAUCAAAAGUCAGAACGCGCUUUGCACCCUCACCCACGGGAAGCCUGCACCUUGGAUCUGCUCGGACAGCUCUAUUCAAUUACUUGCUUGCCAAGCGAUGUGGGGGCCAGUUCAUACUGCGGAUUGAAGAUACGGAUCAGAGACGGAGCUCAGAGGAUUUCGAGAAACAGAUCUAUAAGGAGCUUGCAUGGUUGGGAUUGAAGUGGGAUGAAGGGCCAGGUCCGCAAGGCACGCUUAGGAAUUCCACGGGGCCCUACAAGCAGUCGCAAAGAUUGCAUUUCUAUACAGAACAUGUCCAGAGACUCUUAGAUAUAGGAAAGUCGUACCGCUGUUUCUGCUCGCCUGAAGCCCUCCAAGCCAAAGCACAACUUCGUGACUCAGCUGGUCUUAUCGGGCGAUACGAUCGAACAUGCGCGCAUAUACAGAAGGAUGAAUCGAGCAGGAGAGCCGCAGCCGGCGAGCCACACACUAUUCGACUCCUGUCUGCGGAAACUGCACCGCUUGUUAAAGACCUAAUAUUUGGGGAUAUAAAACACCAGUCCAGUAGCAGCCAACAGGCUGACGGCUUCGAUGACCCGAUAUUGAUGAAGCGAGAUGGCUGGCCGACAUACCAUUUGGCAAACGUGGUAGACGAUCAUCUCAUGGACGUCACGCAUGUGAUUCGGGGGGUAGAAUGGAUACCCUCAACACCGAUGCACUUGGAGUUGUACGAUGCUUUCGGCUGGGUACCACCAAAAUUUGCUCAUGUGCCCCUGUUGACUGAUGCCGAUGGGGCCAAAUUGAGUAAGAGAGAUAGCGCUGCGACACUUGAACAGCUUAGAGACCUCGGUAUAUUUCCCGAGACAGUCGUUAACUUUGCGGCAUUACUUGGAUGGUCGCACCAAGAACGUUCGGACUUCAUGACUCUCUCGGAUCUGGAAAGGCUCUUCGACUUGAAGCUUACGAAAGGCAACACUGUUGUGUCUAUGGGCAAAAUGAGGUUUUUACAGAAUGCUCACGCGGUUCAGAUGACAAAAGGGACCGAUGAGGCUUUCAGAUACUUGGUAGAUGACGUCGCAAAGAUUGUUCAGGCUCGUUUCGGCGACGUCAUAGAUCCUAUUCUUGGAUCUAGGCCGCUGAAAGAUUAUGUAUCAAGGCUGCUGAAAGCCGAUGUCAAAAACUUCACCACUAGCGCCCGAUUCGUCGAGGAGUCGAGAUAUCUUUUCAUCCCAAUAGACAAGAUAAUCAAAAGAGGAUUCCGAGCAACGACCAUCUCAGUGGACGAAAUAUACCCUAGCCUCCAAGACGAUGAAGAGUACUUCAAGUCCGCGGAAACCACUACACUAGAGCCUCAAGUGAAGGAGACACUUGAAAGACUCAAAAAUAGAUUAGAUAAGCUUAAUUUAGAAGAUUGGUCCGAAACUCCCCUUAAAGAAGUCAUUGAUGGGUUACUGACGGAAAUGUUGGAUGAGUGGAAAGGUCUCAACUCGGCUGACGAUAGAGCGGCUUGGAAAGUUCGCAAAGAGCUAGCUGCGCCAUUCUGGCAUAUGUUACGGGAUGUAAUUUCUUUUGGCAGGCCGGGUGUGGGUUUAGCUGUUGCCAUGGAGCUGCUGGGACGAGAUGAGUGUAGAAAGAGGUUCGAAGUGGCCAUGAGAGGCAGUUUCGUAUGAAAUACAGCCUCUUCCCGGUCGGAAUAUAAAGCUGCUUUGUACAUAGUCUUUCAACGCUGUACCUUGUAGGACAAUUGGAGUGCGAGUGCUCCCAAGCACUGUUAUUUCCUAUCUCCCUCGCUACCUGUAUCUCAUGAGAAUUCACCAUUGACUUUCGUCUUAAGCUCGGGAAUCCGCUCCAUCGCGGCACCAGUUCUCGACACUCCAUCCGUCAAAUCAGCUACAGAUACACCGCCAGUCGAAGCAGUCACUGACCUAAUAUGAACGUGCUUGUUAGGGAAACUAUAAACUAGGUCUCUGCCAUAAGCCUAGCCACAGUAUAGCCCUUUUCCAGAGUAGUUUACAG